Molecule: messenger RNA, 1206 nt
Organism: Pedinophyceae sp. YPF-701
Lineage: Eukaryota; Viridiplantae; Chlorophyta; Pedinophyceae
Source: the annotation of a GenBank genome assembly
AUGGUGGCAGAGAGCAAGCCCACGUGGAGGGGGACCUACCAACGCCAGCCCACGGAAGGCCAUGCGCUGCGUGGCGCUCCGUCCGCGGAGCGUGACUUGCGCCGCGCAACGAGCAGUGAGCAGGGGCUCGUGCGCUUCUCGGGCAACCUGAAGGACCUGCAGGGAGUCUGCAAGAAGAAGGCAACCAAGGUUGUCGACCUGGGGGGAACGACUGUCUACAUGGAUGGAAAGACGGGGAAGACGAAGCAGCUGUCGAUCAAGCGCAAGGGGAAGAAAACGGCACCGCUGACGCUGCGCAACGGGACGAUCGUUAUUCACCGCGACAUGAACCCCCGCGUGAACAAGAAGGGCAAGGUCCUCGACGCCACGGGUGCCGCGAUCGUUCACAAGGCCGGCGGCCUCAACCUGGAGAACAUCACCAUCUCCAACCCCUGGGGCCGCGGCGUGUUCAGCGAGGGCAAGACCGCGAAGCUCAACAUGACGGACGUGACCAUCGAGAACUGCGGGCACAACGGGGUGGACAUGCGCGGCGGCACGCAAGCGGUGGUGCGCGGGUGCAACAUUCUCAACAACGGCGGCAGCGGGUGCGUGAUCGACGGCGCGGCGUGCAGCGCGCACAUCUCACAGAGCAUGAUCGCCGGCAACAAGAACUGGGGCGUCGGCGCGUGGAACUGCGCCACCGUGUACAUCUCCAAGGACCAAGGCAACGCCUUCGCGCUCCCGGAAACCAUCGCGUUCUCGGACCCGCUCGUGCUCCCCGACCCGCCGAAGAAGCCCAAGAAAGAGAAGAGUUCUGCUAAGAAGAACUCGGCGGCCGAGGCGCCCGAGCCGCCCGCCCCCGCGGCCCCGGCGCCCAGAUAUGGCGUGCUGCCCAGGAUGGGCGUCCUGCCCGGCGGCGACGGCGACUCCACCGCGCCGGGGACGCCCGCGACCGCGCAUGACGCCAGUGCGCAUCUGGCGCGCCUCUCGCUGGGGGAGGCGGGCGCAGGCAAGGACGCGAUGAUGGCGACGCUGCCGAACGUGCCGGCGCCGCGAGCGAGGCCGGAGGAUGAGGCGGUGGCGAUCAAGGAGAACGGCGAGAUAGGCGUGUGGGCGGGGUACGGCGCGGUGGUGCACCUGGGGGGGUCCACGCAGCUGGGGUCGCACGUGGGGAUCGACGCGCAGGAGAAGGCGGGCGGGCGCGUGAUACGCCAUGAGCGCGGGUGA